Molecule: messenger RNA, 1820 nt
Organism: Dermacentor andersoni
Lineage: Eukaryota; Metazoa; Arthropoda; Arachnida; Ixodida; Ixodidae
Source: RefSeq, a predicted model, not a curated record
AAGUUUACGGCUCACCCCGACAGAAACUCGGCUUUGCACGCAUGCGCAGAAGCGUCGCUAUUUGCCCUAGUCUUCAUUACGCAUCAAGCUGAGCCGGAUACUGGUCUGAGGCACAUGCCGGCGCUUCGUGGGCUUCGUGCUCGAAGCAGAGGAGCACAGCUGGAAGCAUGCAGGGUGCUGAAGAGCUCGGGAAAGCUAAGCGCACCCGCAAGCGGUCUACCUCAGCCGGUGAACCACCGAAGAAGAGUGUGAAAGGAAGCGAUUAUCAUGUACCGUAUGCCGGUGAGGACAGCCAGGCAGCAGCAAAGUUGAACUCUUGGUUUGGGACUUUGCGAGCUCGCCUAAAGGAGGAGCUGCCACGGGAGGGUGCUAGUGGUCUUGGAAAUCAAGGCUAUGCCAAUCGCAGUGCGUCCGCACGCAAGGCAAGUGCCACGACGACCCUUGGUCGCCGCAGACAUAAUUCUUGGCCGAGCUCAAGCAUCAGCGAGACUGAUAACGAAGGGGAUUAUGCAAGCACUCACGCUGGUACACGAAUGUCAUUUGAGAAGCAAACAGUGGCUGAUGGCCCCGCAAUGCGACCCACUGUUAUUAAGUUUGCAAGGCGUGCACCCAAAAGCGGAGUUCAAUAUACGCGCCAAUCUUCCGUCCAUGACAAUGCUGGUAGGGUGGUUAGAACUCCCUCUUCCGAAGCCACGUCGAAGGCGCAGGUUCCGGUGCAAGAAGCCACCAGACCCACUUCCGUUGAACAAGAUUGUCCUGUGUUCAAAAGUUCCGGCGAACCAAGCGUGCUGGACGACGCGCUGAACGAGCGCCUUCAGCAUUUUCGCACCCGAUGGCGUGCUGCACAGCAGAUUCUGGACGACAUUGGUGCUCGGUUUGCCACUACCAGGCGCCCGAUACCCCUGCCCGCCAUCAUCGCCUAUAGGCAGUGGCCGUGGUGGCAUAUGGGACGAUGGCAUGCGAGAGCUGCUUCAGAAUCUUCGGCACGUGACACGCCUCGCCAACCCCGGGAACCAGACUCCAAGCCUCAGGGACCCGUGGAGGAGCACACGGUUCCUCCCACAUCGUUUGACGAGGAGUUCAAGCGCCCCUACCCGGUUUCUGGUGGGCUGCUGCAGCGCCGCAAUGCGACGGCGGCGGCGGGCGAGCUCGCUGAAAUCGCUACGAGUGCAACGGAUUCUUCAGAUGAGACAGAAAGUCAUGACAGUCAGUGGUCUUCGGAAGAAGAGGCUUACUGUUCGCCUUACCUGGCCUCCUUGUCCAAGUUUCUGCACCUGCAGCAGCCGGCUAUUUUUCCACAAGUUGAGAGCUUCGCACGCUCUGUGCUCGACGUGCGUCGCACCAUCUGCGACGAACCGGAGGAAGUGCUGGACGCCUUGUGCACUCAAAGCAAGCGAGCGUAUUGCUGGCUCCUGGCUUACCAGGUUAACCUGAAUCGAUCAAUUGCCCCUUACGGCGUUGAGGUUGUCCAGGUGCAGCCGGGAUCCUACACCCUGCGCCACCUCGGCGGCACAUUUCCCAAGCAGGCCACUGCAGAGUCGACCCGCGAGAAAGCGCGAGGAAUGUUCAUAGAGCAUGAACGUAAGUAUUGUGUCGUGGAUUUCUCACUAAGUCCUUAAAACAUUACAUCUAAUAGAAAGGCUUCAUACAUCCAACGUAUAUGUUUGAAUCUGUGGGGAGCGAAGCUUUAACAGCACUUGAUGGUGUUUAUUUUUACUGUACGCAACGUGCAACCUUAUGAAACGAUUUCUGACACACAGCGAAAGUGGCGAAUUGAAUUUUAUGCUACAAUGCCUGGCACAACGCAAACAUUUUAAUAC